Molecule: messenger RNA, 2409 nt
Organism: Scomber japonicus (chub mackerel)
Lineage: Eukaryota; Metazoa; Chordata; Actinopteri; Scombriformes; Scombridae
Gene: olfml2bb
Product: olfactomedin-like 2Bb
Exons: 10
Coding region: 1-2397 (798 amino acids)
Biological process (GO): signal transduction
Source: RefSeq, a predicted model, not a curated record
AUGUGGCGCAGAUUCUCUCUGUUGGUUUUCUGGUGCGCUGUGAGCGGACUUGAUGCUCUGGAGGCGGACAGGACCGCGGCUCCAGCGCUGCAGAAGAUGCUGCUGACGGAGGCAGCAGAGAUGGAGAAACCGGGAAAGGACUCUCCUCCUACGGCUAAGCUGGAGGAGAGUGUGCGGGGAACGGGGCAGCAGUCCCCGGAGAGAGGUGCUUCUGUCGGUGCGGAGGGGAAAGUUAAGCAACGACCCACCACCGAGCCUCUGCAGGAUGAACUGGACAACCAGGAGAACAUCAUGAGCCAGUUGCUGGGAGAUUAUGACAAAGUAAAGACUGUGUCAUCAGGGUCAGACUGUGUUUGUCGCUGCAUUGUUCGCCCAAUCAAACGCUCUGACUGCAGCCGCAUCCUCAAUGGCGACCCGGCGGCGCCUUCUCAAGAUUUCUACACUGUGGAGACGGUUACCAAGGGAACGGACUGCAAGAAGUGUGUGUGCAUGGCUCCGCCUUCAGCUGUCAACCCCUGCGAGGGAGAUUACAGGUUUAAAAAACUACAGGAGGCAAGCAAGGAUGACAUUAAGCUGUCAACUAUCAUUGACUUGUUGGAGGGCUCUCUGUAUGGGAUGGACUUGUUAAAGCUCCAGUCUGUUACUGACAAGCUGCUGUCCAGGGUGGACAACAUGGAGAAGGCUUUUGCCCGUAAUUCUACAGAGAGAGUGAGAGACAAAGAACGUGUGAAAGAGAGAGCCAAAGAGAAAGAGAGAGAGAAGAAGGCUCAGCAGCAGAAAAAAAAGAAAACAAGUGAUUUGGAGCGUUCUGGACCGAAAAGUGGAGCACCUGCCUACGCCAACAAGCAGAAGACUUACGAUGAGCUUUACGUUGGAAGUCAACUAAAGAGGAACCAACUGCAAGAUGGUGUGGAGCAACAACAGCAAGCCAGAAACAAGACGAGCACACAAAAGAACAGCAUGGUCAUCAGAGGCGUGACUUUUUACAAGGCAGAGGAGGGGAGCUACAAGGAGGAGGAAGAGGAGGAGAGAGGAAGAGGAAAGAAUACGAGUGCUUCAGUGGACUUGCUGAUCUUGGACGAGCUCCCACCUAUCAGGAUUAUCACCACCCGUAGUCCAAGACCUUCAAUGACCGUUCCCACCAAACAGGACACCAAGGAUCUUCCCAGGAUAACCAGUGUGCCCGCAUCCACCCAGCAACCGACAACUUUCCCGACUACCAUCCAGCAAACCACACCUACGACCAAACCAGCUCCCACCACCAUGAAAACAACGAUUCGGCCAACUACUAGCAUACCACCAACAACUACCACGCCACCAACGACUACGACGCCACCAACGACUACGACACCACCAACGACUACGACGCCAACGACAACCAAACUGACAACUACUACCCAACAAACUACCACCACUCCAACAACUACAACUACUACUACAACUACAACUACAACUACUACUACAACUACACAGCCACCCAGGCCUGUCACUCAGCAUAAAAGCUCACCAUCAGAUACCAAUAUCAGUCCACCUGUUAAUGUGUCUCCAACGGCAACGUCUCAGCAAGGAUCCAAAACUCGACUCACCUGGACAGAGAGUCCCGCUGACCAACCAAAGACCACAAAAAAGCCUGCCGUGUGUAAGGACACAGUAGCCAGCAUCUCAGAACCCAUCCAGCAGAACUCUUACGGCCUCAGUGACGGAGCCUGGAUGAGGGAUCCUCGCGGCCACGGCAACGUCAUCUACCUUACCAAUGGUCACUAUGGCAACAACCUCCAAGAGUUCAAAGACAUGGACACCUUCAAAUUAGGUCAGGUCAGUAAUUCCUACAAGCUGCCAUACAGCUACACUGGAACAGGCCACGUUGUGUAUAACGGAGCUUUCUACUACAACCGCGCCUUCAGCAGGGACGUGAUCAGAUAUGACCUGAGACUGAGAUACGUAGCUGCCUGGACCACUCUGCAUGAUGCUAUACUGGAGGAGCAAGCUCACAGGACACAGACUGAAGUGGAGUUAGCUGUGGAUGAGUCGGGCCUGUGGCUGCUCUACCCCGCUCUGGACACAGAAGGCUUCCACCAGGAGGUAAUGCUGCUGACCCACCUCCGCUCCAGAGACCUGCAGCCAAUACGGAGCUUCCGCACGGGUCUUCGGCACGGUCGCUACGGCAACAGCUUCCUGGUUUGCGGCGUGCUUUACGCCGUGGACAGUAUAGAGCGUCACUAUGCCAACGUGACGUACGCCUUUGACACACACACACUCACGCACACCGUGCCCACCCUGGCCUUCACGAACACUCACAUGCACACCUCACAGCUGACGUACUGCCCACUGGACAAGAAGCUGUACGCGUGGGACAACGGACAUCAGAUGAUGUAUGAUGUCAUCUUUGCUUAUUAGCAGAAUGGAUGG